Messenger RNA from Chlorella variabilis, 444 nucleotides. RefSeq lists its product as hypothetical. Gene Ontology annotation, cellular component: nuclear cap binding complex. Gene Ontology annotation, biological process: mRNA cis splicing, via spliceosome. The transcript is spliced from 3 exons. Gene Ontology annotation, molecular function: RNA cap binding. Lineage: Eukaryota; Viridiplantae; Chlorophyta; Trebouxiophyceae; Chlorellales; Chlorellaceae. The record is from RefSeq and is a predicted model, not a curated record. The annotation marks the transcript as partial.
AUGGCGCAACUCCUCAAGCAAUUGAACCCUGCAAUCAGCCAGUACAAGGACAGGCGGUUUUGCGGCACGCAGCAGGAGUUUGAGGAAUGCCUGCACACCUCCACCACCGUCUAUGUGGGCAACCUGUCCUUUUUCACGACUGAAGACCAGAUCUUCGAGGUGUUCAGCAAGGUGGGCGACGUGAAGCGCAUUGUGAUGGGGCUGGACAAGCACAGGUCCACGCCCUGCGGCUUCUGCUUUGUGGUCUAUUACACGCGGGAGGACACCGAGGAUUGUGUCAAGUACGUCAACGGCACCAUGCUCGACGACCGCCCCAUCCGCGUCGACUUUGACUGGGGCUUUGUGGAGGGGCGGCAGUUCGGGCGCGGCCGAUCUGGCGGGCAGGUGCGGGACGAGUACCGCAUGGACUUCGACUCGGGCCGGGGCGGCUACGGAAGCAUCCUG